GUUGGCCAUCCCUGGCUUGAAGUUAAACAAUGACAUCAUCACUAUAAGAACCUAGACUAUGAUACAUAGCGCGUACUAGAACUUCUCCAUUAUCGAAUAUGUGCCGAGUCAACUACCAAGUCCGGAUUCUUGCAAGCAAACUUUUUGGACCGCGUCGCGGCUAUUUUUCCUUAGACUAGGAUGUCGGAUGAGGCUCCUUCUCAAUUGUACGACUUACAUCGACCAGCGACAGAGACUCCUCACCAGCAGUCACAGCAGCAACCCAAACAUCAAGAUGAUGGAGAACCCAGUCGCCGUCGUUCUAGUUCCGAUCCUACCGGCCGGGGUCGUCAGCGACCAGGCUUGGCCAUAAUACGCCCUCGCAGAGGAACCGAUGGUUCCGGUAUGCCCCCGAUCCCCGAAAAUACGAGACCGGCCAGUACCGCUCUCUUUCACGGUCCAAAUAGGCGUACAAACCUAGAUCAGAAUCUGGCCGACAUACUUGACGUUAUUGAUCCCGAAGUAUCCACGUUGAAUAAUGUUACCAACAUCCAGAACUCUCUUUUCAUACCAUCACUUGGCAGAUGGGUCAACCGACGCCCGACAUAUCAGCUUUCUAUGGCACCUCGGGAGCCUCGGGAACCUGACAUUCGGGAAGAACCGAUCGAAGAAGAAGAUUUCAACUUCGAACAUGCCGUUCUACCGGAUGGCGUAUUCCUGGAAGGUUGGACCGAUGAAGAGAAGGCGGAACUGAACGAUUACGUGCGUCACAUGCUGCAUUCACGGCGGUCCAAGUUCAAACGCAGCAUGAAGGCAUUCGGUCAAUACGUCAGCAAACCGCUCGGUUUUUUUGUGACGCUAUAUGCAACGCUCAUCACCCUUUUCGGCCUGGCUUGGGUGCUGUUCUUGAUUGGUUGGAUUUACGUUGGCGAAGAACAGGUUUACGCCAUUAACGUCAUCGACUAUGUCUUAGUCGCCCUCUUUGGUGUCGUCGGUGAUGGCUUGGCGCCAUUUCGCGCAGUUGAUACCUAUCACAUGAUCUAUAUCGCACACUAUCACCGGUUGACGUGGAAAUUGCGCAGGAAGAAGCGCAUGGGGAAACUUCGCGACAAGAAUGAUUUGCCGACGAACGCAGACCUCGAGGCGGCACGGGACGAGAUUUCGGUUUUAACCCCACAGCAACAAGCGAGGCUCGUGCACCACCAGACCAAAUUCGCCAAGUCGCACACCUUCUACAAGCCGCACGAGACCAAAACGCACUACGCUUUCCCCUUGAAUUGGCUGGUCGCGAUCGUGACACUGCUGGACCUUCACUCGUGCCUCCAGAUCUCUCUGGGCGCUACGACGUGGGGCAUCGAUUAUAAUACGCGGCCGAUGGCGUUGACGGCGACGAUCCUAAGCUGUUCUAUCACGGUCAAUAUUACAGCGGGGAUUUUGAUUAGCAUCGGCGGGAGGCGUACGCGGAAGAAGGAUGUGGUGGAGCGCAUGUUCCGGCAAGAUCUGACACGUGAGGCGUUCGACAAGAUUCGCGAGAAGGGAAAGAAGCAAGGUGACACCGGGAAGCAGCUCAAAGCGGAGCGGGCUCUCGAAAAAGCUCGGAAGAGCGAGGCGAACGACGACAAGCCUACUGAUGCCGAGAUACGGGGCGUCCCGAUAGAAGAUAAUAACGAUGUUGAGAAAAAGGAUAUGUACCCGAACGGGCAAUGAUAUUAGAAUAUACGCGAGCUAAUGUCUAAUGACCUGGUCUUUGGGUAUGGGUGUUUUUUUGGUUUUUUAGAUAUAUGGAAUAGAGGUUAAUCUGUUGGUUGUCAAGUUUGCAUGGUUAUGAAGUCUCCAGGUACCUAUGAAUAGGGGGUUCUGGGGUUUAGCUGCAUACCCCUAAUUAGCUAAGCAAGAAUAGAUGUCUGCAUUGCCAAGGGCUGCAAGGGCCAGUUUUCAUUGUAACAUCAACUUUUCAUCAUUCUUAUCUCUCUUGUGAG
Messenger RNA from Annulohypoxylon truncatum, 1958 nucleotides. RefSeq lists its product as uncharacterized. The record is from RefSeq and is a predicted model, not a curated record. Lineage: Eukaryota; Fungi; Ascomycota; Sordariomycetes; Xylariales; Hypoxylaceae. Bases 181 to 1686 code for a protein of 501 amino acids. The transcript is spliced from 2 exons.